Solea senegalensis (Senegalese sole) is the source of this 1226-nucleotide messenger RNA. RefSeq names its product transforming protein RhoA-like. NCBI's taxonomy places the organism in Eukaryota, Metazoa, Chordata, Actinopteri, Pleuronectiformes, Soleidae. Gene Ontology annotation, biological process: small GTPase-mediated signal transduction; cell migration; stress fiber assembly. The record is from RefSeq and is a predicted model, not a curated record. Gene Ontology annotation, cellular component: cleavage furrow; dendritic spine. Gene Ontology annotation, molecular function: GTP binding; GTPase activity.
UUACUUCCUCCAGCAGCAGCAGCGAGGAGGCCAACAAAGCACUACUUGGAAAUCAUUUGGAUUCACUUUAAAACCAUCAUUUGUCAUGGCAGCAAUCAGGAAAAAGCUGGUUAUAGUUGGAGAUGGAGCAUGUGGGAAGACCUGUCUCCUCAUUGUGUUCAGCAAGGACCAGUUUCCAGAGGUCUACGUGCCCACAGUCUUCGAGAACUACGUUGCUGACAUAGAAGUUGAUAGCAAACAGGUGGAGUUGGCUCUCUGGGAUACAGCCGGUCAGGAAGACUAUGACAGACUGCGUCCACUUUCUUAUCCAGACACUGACGUCAUCCUCAUGUGCUUCUCCAUUGACAGUCCCGACAGUCUUGAGAACAUUCCAGAGAAGUGGACUCCCGAGGUGAAACACUUUUGUCCUAAUGUUCCCAUUAUACUGGUGGGGAAUAAAAAGGACUUGCGUAACGAUGAGCACACCCAGGAGCUUGCCAAAAUGAAGCAGGAACCUGUGAAACCAGAGGAUGGACGGGACAUGGCGAAUAAGAUCAACGCCUUUGGAUACAUGGAGUGUUCUGCAAAAACAAAGGAUGGCGUGAGGGAAGUCUUUGAGAUGGCCACCAGGGCUGCACUACAGGCCAGGCGGGGGAAAAAGAGCAGUAAAUGUGUCCUGCUGUAAACCAGUGCACGAGUGCGGCUUCCUACGGGGGAAAGAAGGAGCAUUAGGUCGAACCUAAUCCCCCAACACACCCAUGCAAAAGACUGUUCUCUCCAGUUUUUACUAAAGGUGUAAUGCUUUUACUUUUCUUUGUCAUAAGCAAAUGUAGUCUGGUUGUCAGUAUUCAAGUUUGAGGUAAUGGGAAACUACUUUUUUGUACUUUAACACAAGUAAAUUUUUCAUAACGAAAAGCUCCUUUAUCAACAUGUAAUCAAAGAGGUCAGCCAUGUUGUGUCAUACCUGCCAACUACAGUUAAGUGCUUAAGCCCUGCUUGCUGAUCUGAGGAAUGUUUCCACACAGCCAACCAGGGUGAAGUACCUGUACACUGUGACCAGUAGUCCUUUUAAUUUUACAACAAAGUGAUGCACACAUUGAAGUUGAAAUUUGUCUGUGCGCUUCAUAUACAAAUCGAAUGUGCAUUAUGAUCACUUGCACAUUAUGAGACUGGAAACUCAUUUUUGUUAAAAAAAAAAAACGCAAAUGGAAACUUAGUGUUUUGUGUAAUAAAUUUCUUUGUAAGAA